Ophidiomyces ophidiicola is the source of this 5889-nucleotide messenger RNA. It is a transcript of the gene MLP1, whose product is annotated as Protein mlp1. Gene Ontology annotation, molecular function: structural constituent of nuclear pore. The coding region runs from base 1 to 5889 and encodes 1962 amino acids. Gene Ontology annotation, biological process: mRNA export from nucleus; protein import into nucleus. The record is from RefSeq and is a predicted model, not a curated record. Gene Ontology annotation, cellular component: nuclear pore. NCBI's taxonomy places the organism in Eukaryota, Fungi, Ascomycota, Eurotiomycetes, Onygenales, Onygenaceae. The transcript has 2 exons.
AUGGCUACUGCCGCAGUGGAUAUUUCUUUUCUUUCAUCACAUUACUCGAUCUCGGAAGCUACUCUUUCUACCCUUACACAGAAUCCUACCGCAGAUCUUGUUGGGCAGCUACUGGAAAGAGUUGCAGAGAAGGCCUACGAAACAGAACAACUUCGAUCCGAAAAGACGCGUCUUGAGGUAGAACUUGAGAGUACCGUUCGUGUAAAUGAGGCGAAGAUCAAAGUUCUUAAGUCAUCUGCUGGAAAGGCCCAUUCAGAGAUCUCUGAGCUUCGGGAGAAUUCUCGUGCAGAACUAGAGUCGAAACUUGAAUCCUUGAAAUCUUCUACUUCGUCGAGUGAGGCUGAAUUCAAUUCGCUUAAAUCCCGAAUUGCGUCGCUUGAGGCUUCCAACCGAGAUACUUUAGGUCUUUUAGAAUCCAAAUCUACCGCUUAUGAUAAACUCGCUGAUGACCUUUCCACUCAACACCGCAAAACCGUAACGCUCAGGCGGGAGGUUGCUGAUCUUGAGCAGAAAUUGCAAGCAGCAAACUCGGCGUCUGCUAGUACACGCUUCCGUGAGCAGAGCUUACAACAGGAACUGGACCUGUUAAAAAAGAACAAUGAAUGGUUUGAAAAUGAACUUCAAACGAAGUCCGCUGAAUACCUGAAAUUUAGAAAGGAGAAGGCCGCGCGACUCUCCGAAUUACAGCGCCAGUAUGAGGAUGCAAACUCUAAUAUCGAUACAUUGCGAAGAAAUGAAUCGUCCCUCAAACAACGCCUGGACGACAUAGAUCAGAAAUACGAGGAAUCCCUUACAACUGUUUCGCAAUUGCAAGAAGAGGCCAUAAAAACCACUGAAUCUUUCCGUAUUGAGCUUGACAGUGCAGCAAGAUUGGCUCAGCUGCAGCAAACCGCCGCAGAGACUGCUAAAAAACGUGUCCAAGAAUGCCAGCUUUCGCUUGAAAAAGCCAAAGACGAUGCUGCGCAUGAAAUGUCACGUCUCCGGGCUGAGAUUGAAACAGAACAUUCGGAAAAAGAAAACGCUGAACGUCGUAUUGCAGAACUGGAACUGGUGAUAAAGCAAUUUGAACAGGGUGUUGGCGCGAGCAGAAAUCAACCGUCGACUCCUCUCCACAGCCUCAAUGGCGGUGUUAGCACCCCCAUGCGACCUAGUACUCCUAUCGGCUCUUUCUCUCCGAGAUCUGCACGUACCAAAGGAGGUCUCACCCUCACCCAAAUGUACACAGAGUAUGAUAGAAUGCGGACCCUUCUGGCGACUGAACAGAAAACUAGUCAAGAGCUGCGGGCAGCGAUGGAUGAAAUGUUACAGGAUUUAGAAUCCAGUAAACCCGAAAUUGACGAACUUCGAUCUGACCACUCACGCCUUGAGGCUUCGGUAAUGGAAAUGUCUAACCUUCUGGAUGCUGCCAACAAAGAAAGAGAGGAGGCGACAAAAGAAGCGAGAAAAUGGCAGGGCAAAGUGGAAGGCUUGGAAAGGGAGGGCAAUAUUCUGCGCCAACAGCUUCGUGACCUAAGCGCGCAAGUCAAGGUCCUUGUUAUGGAGGUUCACCUCCUUGGCGCAGGCGAAAAGGAUUAUAGCCGCGAUGAACUCGAACGUGCCGCACGCGAGGGGCUAGAUGAGGCUUCAGAGGACAUGAACCAUACCAGUCGCUUCAUUACACGACACAUGACAACUUUCAAGAAUCUAAAUGAGCUCCAGAAUCAAAAUGUAACCCUGCGAAGAAUGUUAAGAGAGCUUGGAGAUAAAUUAGAAGGUGAAGAAGCUUGCAAGCGGAAUUUGUCACACCAAAAAGAUCAAGAAGAGCUGAAGGAACUUCGCUCCCGCGUUCAAACAUAUCGAGAUGAAAUGGCUAGCCUCGUGACUCAGACCAAAAGCUAUAUUAAGGAGCGAGAUACAUUCCGUAGCAUGUUGGUACGCCGAGAGACAACCGCCCCGUUUUCGCAGUCUUUGCCCCUGGGCUCCGUCCCACCCUCUUUAGAUACUACUCAGUCGGGUGAUGCACCUGAUUACGCGGAGCUACUUCGAAAUUUGCAAGCCCAUUUUGACUCUUUCCGCCAAGAGACCGUCACUGAUCAGUCAUCCCUAAAACAACAGGUCAAUGAUUUAACAAGGAAGAAUAGCGAAUUGCAGAGCGACAUUAGCAGGUCCAAUAGUCAGUUAGCAACUGCUGUACAGCGCGCCGAACUUUUGCAAUCUAAUUUCGCCAUGCUCAAAAAUGAGAACAGUGAGCUCCAAAGACGGCAUUCAACUCUCAUGGAAAAUGCCAAUAAACAAGAUCUUCGGACACAACAAGUUGCUGAAGAUCUUGUCGAAGCCAAAGGUCUUGUGGAUAGUCUUCAGAGGGAAAUCGCCAAUCUUAAGGCUGAGAAGGAACUGUGGAAGAGCAUUGAAAAGAGGCUGGUAGAGGAUAACGAGACUCUAAGGAAUGAGCGUAGUCGGUUAGACAUGCUCAAUGCUAGCCUGCAGUCUAUUCUUAACGAGCGAGAACAUGCAGAAUCAGAAAAUCGACGUCGUCUCCAAUCAAGUGUGGACUCUCUUGAGUUAGAGCUCCAGUCCACAAAGCGGAAGCUUGGUGACGAGACAGAAGAAACCAAGAAACUCUCCAAUCAAAGGGAAUACGAACAAGAGAAAAGCCAAAAACGUAUUGAAGAUCUUGUCACAACCCUUGGUUCCAUUCGGGAGGAACUCGUUGCUGCUAAGACAAGCAAGGAUCAUUUGCAAUCAAGGGUUGAUGAGCUUUCAGUUGAGCUUAAGAGUGCCGAAGAAAGAUUGGUGGUUCUUCAACGUAAGCCUUCAACUGCCGUACCUCAGGAGGCUCCCACUGUAGACGAGGAAGAACAAGAAUUAGCUAUCCAAAUUUCGGAACUCAAACGCGAUCUUGAAUUGUCAAAGGCCGAAUUAUCCCAUGCCAAAGAACAGGCUGAGGACUACAAAGCAAUUAGCCAAGCAACAGAGGAAAGACUACAGGCUCUUAGCGACACAAAUGAACAGUACCGUGAAGAUACCAAUCACCUUCUUGAAGAAAAGAAUUCCAAAAUUUCAGAGCUGGAGAGACGGGUUGAAGAUUUGUCUACUGAACUUACAGCCACAAACAAAGAGCUAACAAGCCUUCGUGAUCAAGAAACCCAGUUCCAACGACGCCUUGAUGAUCAAAAAUCGAUAUCUGAUGACGAGAUUUCACGACUCAAGGAACAACAGGAACGACACGAGGCUGCUGCUCAGUAUCAUCAGCAAGACCUAAAGGCGCAAGCAGAGAUUGCUCAGAAUGCACAGCAGAACUACGAAAACGAACUGUUGAAACAUGCGGAGGCUGCUAAACACCUUCAAGUGGUAAGAACUGAGGCUAACCAACUGAAGCUGGAAGUUGUUGAUCUUCGGACCCAAGCCGAAACCGCUAAGAGCAAUCUGUGUCGUGAAGAGGAAAGUUGGAAUGAAAUGAAAGGCAAAUAUGAAAAAGAAAUCGAAGAACUCAGCCACCGUCGUGAAGAGGCACUAAAACAGAAUGCAUUACUUCAUGACCAAUUGGAAAGUAUCACGAAACAGAUUUCCUCUCUGCAACGUGGACGAGCAGAUGUUCCUGAUGAUGGUGAAAUAGCAUCCGGCUCUGAUCUUGACGGUCUUCAAGAAGUUAUUAAAUUUUUGCGGCGGGAAAAGGAAAUUGUUGAUGUUCAAUAUCACUUGUCAACACAAGAAAGCAAACGAUUGCGCCAACAACUUGAUUAUACUCAAACUCAACUCGAAGAUACUCGCCUUAAACUUGAACAGCAACGUCGGGCUGAAGCUGAAACGGAACGACAUACACUCAACCAUAACAAAUUAAUCGAAACACUUAACGAGCUAAAUCUAUUUCGCGAAAGCAGUGUUACUCUCCGAAGUCAAAUCAAACAACUGGAAGCAUCCGUACAGGAAAAAUCCAAACUUAUUGAUGAGCUCCAGCAAAAGAUCGAGCCCUUGCAGAUGCAUUCCCGCGAGCUUGAGAAUAACUUGGAAUCCAAGGAUGGCGAAAUGAAACUUCUUCAGGAGGACCGGGAUCGAUGGCAGCAGAGGACACAAAACAUUCUCCAGAAAUAUGAUAGAGUGGACCCUGCAGAGCUUGAGGCCAUGAAAGAAAAUCUGUCUUCCCUUGAAAAACAACGAGACGAAGCUAUUUCAGCGAAGGAAGCCCUUGAAGCGCAGUCAGCGGCAUUCCCCGAGCAACUUAAACAAGCAGAAGAUCGCAUCCAAGAAUUACGUAUCCGGUUGACAGAUCAAUUCAAGGCGAGAUCAAAGGAGCUAACCGGACGUAUUAACGCUAAGCAGCUUGAGCUGAAUGGCGUUGUCCAAGAGAAAGAGCAAAUCCAGCAAGAGCUAGAACGUGCCAGAGAGGAGUUGAAUAUGCUGAAGUCGAAGGCCCCAGAACCGAAUACUGUGGCACUAGAAGCCCCGGUCGUUGCACCAGCAGAAGAAGCUAACAGUGUUCCAAUAACAGACAAUAAUGGCAUUGAUAGUGCUGCCGAAACAAGAAUCAAGGAGCUGGAAGCUAGGAUCAAAGAGCUAGAGGCUACCCUGUCUGCAAAAGAAAACGAACUGGAGCAGAAGGUCAAGGAGAAGAUAGACAGGAUGAAAGAGAUUCUAAACAACAAGUUGGCAGAAAAUAAGACAUCCCACCAACAGGAGAUAGAAACCCUUAAAACAGAACAUCAACAAGAGCUCGUUUCAAAGGCAGAAGGAAAAGCAGAAAUUACCGAAGCAGCAGCACGUGAACUCGUUUCUAAAAAUCCGUACAUCCGCAAUAUUCUCAUCAAUAAUAUCAGAAAUGCUGUUAAUAAAGAAAAGGAAGCGAUGGCGCAUCAGGAAGGGCAGCAGCGAGACAUGGAGGCAUUGAAACAACUGGAAAAAAAAUUCGGCGAAGAAAAGGAGACCAUGUUGAAAGAACGAGAUCAGAAAAUCAGCUCUGCUGUAGAGCUAGCGGAGAAGCGCUUAUUAGCAAAAGUUAGCAUGACAGAAGGUCGAGCAAGAAAUGCUCAGGCCAAGCUUGAUGUCGUGCAAAAGGCAGCGACAGAGACACCCCAGCGACCUGUUGUUGAAGUCUGGGAUGUUGCAAAAGUUGCCCGGCCUGUUGUGGCCCAACAGCAGCAAACAGCAGCAAAGCCUACAGCCCCUACGCCUACGCCUACACCAGCUCCCACCGCUGUUCAGCCCCCAGCUUCUGCCACUCCAGCCACUCCAGCACCUCAGAAAGUCGCACCGCCAGCCCCUUCACCAACUGCCGCGUCCCAACCAGCCCCUCCCCAAACCCCCCAACCGCCACUCCAGCCACAACAACAGACAUCCCAGGCGUCCUUACAGCCCCCGGCGGGGACGCAGCAACAGCAACAAGAGCAACAAAAGGAGGUACCAGAACCGUCGCAGCAGCCUUCACAAGAACAGCCGCCGGCAGAUAAUCAAGCUUCUCCAACCCCGGUUCGACAAACCACUGGGCUACCUAAUCGCCCUCCACAAUCUGUUCACCAUGCCAGUGGUACCGGCGUUCUUCGCGUCCUUCAAUCAGGCUUGCCCGUUGCUCGCGGUGGCCGUGGGCGCGGGAGUCAAGGUGGUGCACAGACUAGCCACCUUAGCCCAGAUCAAAACCAACAAUUUCAACAGCAGCAGCAAAAUGCCAGCCGUGGCUCAACCGUCACUCGUAGCAGAGGAAUAAGAGGUGGUGGGCAAGGCCGUGGUGGCCCCCAAAGUAUCCAAACUGGGAACCUGGCUCAAGGCGUCGGACAAGCGAGCCCUCGUGGUGGAAGAGGGGGGCUCAAUGCUCAAGCUCGCCAAUUUGUUCCCCAUGGGAAACGCGCCCGGGAUGAUGGAAGUGAUGCAGAUGCAGGUGCUGGGAAGAGAAUGCGUGGCGGUGGAGCUGGCCAGUAA